This is a messenger RNA of Podarcis muralis (Common wall lizard), 696 nucleotides long. The record is from RefSeq and is a predicted model, not a curated record. NCBI's taxonomy places the organism in Eukaryota, Metazoa, Chordata, Lepidosauria, Squamata, Lacertidae.
UAGAAGCAAAGUUGGAGGGGGAGGGUCUCCAUGCACAUCCCCUGAAGAGAAAGAGGCCCGCAGAGGAGGAUGAAGAGAGCUGCUCCCUGCUUUGAAUUGCUUCAUGGCAACAGCUGAGUCCUGGAAGUGGCCUAGUUUCUGCCUCCUUGUCCUCCAUCUCUCCCACAGGCAGCGCAAUGGCCUCAGAGGCCCUGUUUGGACCAUCCCUUCUUAAAGAUGGAGUGGAAAGAGGAGCCAGGCAGCUUCCUCAGGCCCUCUUGACCUUUGAGGAGGUGGCUGUGUUUUUCACGGAGGAGGAGUGGGCUCUGCUGGAUCCUGGCCAACGAGCUCUGCACAAGGAAGUCAUGGAGGAGAAUUAUGAGAUGGUGGCCUCUUUAGUGUGUAGGAAUAUAAAAAGAGCCCAUCAGGAUGAGGGCCCCUCUUUUUCUGCAUCCUGUUCUCAGAGAGACUCUCAAGGAGAAACCCACCAGCAGGGCCGGAGGGCAACAGCGGUCUCUCGACUCACGAAUUUUCUCUUAAACAAUAACAUGCUGCAAAUUUUAUAUCCAUAUUCCAUAAUUGUGAUAGUUGUUCUCCAAAUCCCCACUUCAUAUCCUUUUAAAAUAUUUCAUUCAAAUGAUGAUAUUGUAACCAUGUUGUCAACAUUCCUGGUAAAUCCUUCAACCCUUUUAAUUUAAAUUCUCCACCCUCCACUCU